Paraglomus occultum is the source of this 3423-nucleotide messenger RNA. NCBI's taxonomy places the organism in Eukaryota, Fungi, Glomeromycota, Glomeromycetes, Paraglomerales, Paraglomeraceae. The record is from the annotation of a GenBank genome assembly.
AUGUACCUUCUAGAAAAAGAUUCUGCACAUAUCGACGAAAUACCACCCCUCACCGAAAAUACCACGCGGUCAAGCAGUGAAAUACUCACGCAUGGUCGUUGUGAAGACUGCGGAAUACUGCGUGCAGACUAUAACUGGUGCGCUCAGUGUGAUUCCGCCCGCUUGAAGGAAAAUAGUAGUUGGACCUGUGAACAUUCCGAUAUUGACAACUUUAUCAGAUUAUCUCAGCAGAAUACAACAAAGAAAACCGAUUUCAUAGAAUGGAUACCGCACUGCCAGUUCGAAAGUAUUUCAUAUAUAACGAAAGGUGGAUUCAGCAUUGUGUCGUCGGCCGUGUGGACAGAAGGCCCGAUAGUCUUCUGGGACAAAUCACGAAAUCAAUGGAAAAGAGCAGGACAAACACCCGUCGUUUUAAAAACGUUGAAUAAUUCACAAAAGAUCACUGAUGAAUAUUUGAAUGAGAUCUCCGGCCUCAAACACCGAAUCGAUUCAAAAAGACUAUUGAGAUACUAUGGAAUUACCAAAGACCCUUCUACAAAGGAAUUUGUAUUGGCGGUCCAAUACAUACCAGAGGGAAGCCUUCGUACAUUUCUGGACCAGAAAUAUCACACUCUUGUUUGGGAAGACAAACUUUAUAUAAUCACGGAAAUAGCGCGUGGUCUCGCUGAAAUUCAUAAUGCGAAUCUGAUACAUGGUGACUUUCACAGUGGAAACAUCUUAUACAAUAACAAUUCAUAUGUGAUAAGUGACGUUGGCCUAUGUCGACCGGCGGACGAAUCGUCCCGAUACAACAAGGCAAAGACACACGGAGUUCUUCCAUAUGUAGCUCCAGAACUACUUCACGAUAAACCGCAUUCACUAGCAGCAGACGUAUACAGCUUUGGAACCAUCAUGUGGGAGGUGGCAUCUGGUGAACGACCAUUUGCUAACCGAGGACACAACUUUUUGUUAGCACUCGAUAUUUGCGAUGGAGUUAGACCCAAAAUUGUUGACGGGACUCCUGAAUGUUAUGCAGUGCUUAUGAACAGAUGUUGGGACGCACGUCCUGAGGAGCGACCAACAGCUACAUAUCUAGUUGAAGUGCUUGGGGAGUGGUGCGAGUCGAUGCAUCAGUUGGGAUCAAAGAUAGCUUCACAGUUUAAAGAAUCGGACGGAAAGAGAAAUACUAUGCAUGUAUCCGGGAGCUAUAACGUUCAUCCGAAUGCAUCGUAUACGAGCCGAUUGUUAAAGUUUAAGAAUCUACCAGAACCAAAAAAUAUAAAUGAUCCAUUAUGUAUGCCUGUUCUGCGUGCGGAUGAUGAUGAAGAAGAAGUUACAAAACAGAUCGGAAAGCUUAAUAUUAAUGGAUUUGAAGAUAUACCGACAUCACCACGCAUUGACUCUGUAAAUAAACUCAAUGACAUAAAAACGAUUUCUCUACCUCAACUAGAAACCAUAAACCUACCAAAAAGUCCGACAUCAACCAAUUCGAGCACGGCUUCGUCACCAACAGUCGAGUCGCUUGCAAAAAGACUAUCAUUACCAAAAUCGGAUUCAAUUUUCAUUCCCAGAAGUAGCUCUGUGGAAAUAGUCAAAAAACGCUUCUCGUUACAACCUCCCGAGUCAAAUAAACCGUUUGAGAAGCCGGUUAUAAGGGCUGGCAAUAUUGAGAAUUUGAAGAAAAGAUUUUCACAAUCACAAGAUGACUUUAAGAACAUCGGCGGACAAUCGAAUAAAGGCGGAUUAGUAGAAACUCUUAGAAAGCGAUUUGCACAGUCGCAAACUAAUGCACCAGACAUGAACAUGGUCGUAAAAACAGGAUCUUAUAUUGGACAUCAUACACUAAAAAGGGAUAGCUCAUCACCGGCGCCCGAUAUUAAUAGGAUCCUUUCGCCGUCACUGGAAUCUGAUUCACCGAGCACAUACGUCCCAAGAUCAGAAUCGCCCAAACCAAUAGAACAAGCGACAAGUACUAUAGAUUCCACAGACACAAACCAGGACAAACCCGUAGAGGUUAGCACUGACGAUGUGACUGAUCAAACUAGCGAAGAGAAAACAGAGAAGGUGGAUGAGCCACAAAAGACUGAAGAAAUAUCAGACAAAAUUUCAGAUUUAUCCAAUCCUCCUUCUCCAAAAGCAUCUGAACAACCAAUACAAUCCAAUGACCCAAACACGGCAGAUACAAGUCCCGUCACUUUGCAAACACCUCCGGAUUUGUUCAUCACCGAUGAUCAACCACCAGGACCCACCUCACCUUCUUUGACGUCGCAAAAGUCGCUUACAACUGAAACGCCUGCGUUGGAAAGUUCCCAGUCUACUACAACUUCAUCCGCAAAUUCUAUUUCAAACGAACAAAUCUGGUCCGAUGUUUCCAGUGUUGACUCAAAGUCGUGUUGUGAUGUUAGUCCGUUAGACUCGCCUCGAUUCGAACCGUCGGUGGUAAUACCUGAAACUUUGUCUGAAGUCGAUGAAGACGAAGUAGAGAUAUCUGAACUUCAGUCAGAGAUGCUGCAUCCAGAAUCGAAACAAAGUCGGCCAAAGAGAACUCUAUCGGCAAGCCCUAGACUCCAGAGAAAAUCGCACAAUAGUUCCAGAAGCUCUUCUCGUGACCCAUCUCAGACAAAAUCAGCGAAAGAGCGCAGAUCAUCGAGUGCGUCAACUAAAGUUUCUGCACGCACACUCGCAUUAUCAAUGCCAAAAGGACGAACAAAAUCGUUCGAUUCCGCUCGUAAUUCGCGUGUCAAUGUUCAUCAGCGAGUUGAAAUACUACCUGUAGAGCCAGCAUUAUUGCAUAAACCGUGGAAUAUCAAGAAAAUACUUAACCUUUUCAAACGAUGGGGCCCAACAGAGCAACUCUCGUUUACUUUAUUAUCGAACAAGGCGUUGAUGCUUAUUGCUUUGGUUACCAUGUGGUAUUCGGAUUCUGAUCUCGGAUGUAUAGUGGCCGAUUCCGUAGACUUCAUUGGCGACACUGUGUGGCCUGAUGCGAUGCAGUUUACGGCUAGUCGGAGGAAGUCUGGCAUUUCCAAGUCUUCAGGAACGAUAUUCGCAUACAAGGAAGAUAAAGAUUUGUGUCCGGUCUAUGCUACGAAGCAAUUGUUGAAACAGAGUGAUCCGUUUAGGGCGGGAAGAGCACAUAAAGGGAAAUUAUUCCUUGCGCCUAUGCGACCGUAUCCUGAUGCUAAUGCUGAAGAUUUGGGAAGGAUGAUUACAGACGUGUUUCAGGCAGCUGGAAUUAACGUUUGGCGAUCGAAUCCUAAUUCGAGUAGGUUUGUACUAAGGCCCCUCGAAGUCGGUGUUGAAUUGGGAAUUGCGCUGGGAGCUUGUGUUUGGACGUCGGAUAGAUCGUUCAUGAAGCGGUAUCGCAAAACUGGUGAGCAAAAGACUAUUGUGAAAACUGAAAUAAGUAAUGGUGAAGGAGAAUCGAAUAUUCUUGUCAAGUAA